This is a messenger RNA of Letharia columbiana, 783 nucleotides long. RefSeq lists its product as uncharacterized. The transcript is spliced from 3 exons. Gene Ontology annotation, molecular function: carbon-sulfur lyase activity. The record is from RefSeq and is a predicted model, not a curated record. Bases 1 to 783 code for a protein of 260 amino acids. NCBI's taxonomy places the organism in Eukaryota, Fungi, Ascomycota, Lecanoromycetes, Lecanorales, Parmeliaceae.
AUGGCAGAAUCCGUACGCAACACCCUGGCCGUGAUGAAAGAGCACGGCGUGAAGAGAAAGGUUGUCUUAGGAACGAAUGGAGUUGGGAGUAGCCGGGCGAAUGGCGGCUGGUUUUUUAAAUCGAUCGUCGAUCGUUCGAAUCUGAAGAUUACGUUCGAUGAUCAUUAUGAGGUGCAGAAGCUAUUGGAAGCAGAGGCCGGAAUAGACGUGGACUUCAAAUGGGUUGAUGUAAGGGCGACGGGAUUGGACAAUGGGGAGAAGAAGGAGGUGAAGGAAUUUGGGAAUGAGGGAAAAGGAGUGGGGUGGUUUAUUAUUAGCAGGAAGAGCGUUGCUGGAUUUCUGCUUGAUGCUGUAGAGGGAAGCCAGUGGGAUCGCCAGACUCCUGUUAAUCUCGAACUAGAAGUGCUGCACAAAGGCAGCUGUCACUGCAAGAAAGUGAACCUCGAAGUCCUCCACUCGCCAGACAUCGAGCUCAGCGAGUGCAAUUGCAGCAUCUGCUCCAUGAAAGGCUUCCUGGGCUUCGUCGUCGAGAAGUCUGCGCUGAAAUCGCUCCGAGGCGAAGAGAAUCUAGAGGUUUACAAGUUCGGAACAGGAACUGCACAGCACAUGUUCUGUAAAUGUUGUGGCAUCUCGCCGUUGACCGUACCGAGGAGCUAUCCAGAAGGUUAUAAUAUCAAUUACAGGUGCCUUGCAAGGGACAACGUGAGGAGCGUCAACGUGACGCCGAGGGAUGGGCAGAAUUGGGAGCAGGAAAUGGCGAAAGAGAUUGUUGGAAAGCACUGA